Suillus bovinus is the source of this 300-nucleotide messenger RNA. RefSeq lists its product as uncharacterized. The annotation marks the transcript as partial. The record is from RefSeq and is a predicted model, not a curated record. Lineage: Eukaryota; Fungi; Basidiomycota; Agaricomycetes; Boletales; Suillaceae. The transcript has 2 exons.
UUCGUCUACGGGUUGGGACAUACUGUCAAUGGCUCAAAGGUGAAGGCAAUGCUUGGAGAAGGGUCAUGGCUCCCUACCAUAAAUGUGUUUGCAGAAAAACUUGGACCCCUUGGAUUUGACACUUUUUGCAUGCUCAUUGUCAAUUUCAUGCACGAAAUUGAGCUAGGCACAUGGAAAGCGCUGUUCACCCAUCUCAUGCAUCUGCUCUACGCACUCCCAAAUGGUGACCGGCUAUUCGCCAAUAAUACCUUGGAAAUGAAAUGGCUCGCAGCAAGGGACUUUGAUGAUAUUUUACAGGUU